This is a messenger RNA of Tetrahymena thermophila SB210, 414 nucleotides long. RefSeq lists its product as hypothetical. The record is from RefSeq and is a predicted model, not a curated record. Lineage: Eukaryota; Ciliophora; Oligohymenophorea; Hymenostomatida; Tetrahymenidae. The transcript has 2 exons.
AUGUUAUACAAUUUAUUUCAAAAAAAAAAAAAAAUUUAAUAAUAAAUUAAAAAUGAUUACUAUUAAAAAUAUGCAAAUAUUUUGAAAAUUCUUUAUAGAGAUUAGUAAACUUAGGGAUAAAAUUUAAAUAGGUUUGUUUUUGCAAUACCUUUAACAAUUAAACUCUUGUUAAGCUGUGCUUUUAUAAAGCAAAAUUAAUUAAGGGGAUAAAUGGCUCCACUAAAAGAAGACCAAUUAAAUUUCUUUGUGGUUACUAUAUCUUUAAAUAAUGUUAAAGGUACUGAAAUGCAUUUGUUGCACAUUAAUGCUUUGGCUAAUGGGAUAUCUGUUAGAAGAAUACAGUAACUAGAUUUAAAAGUAAUGAAAGGACAGAAAUACAAAGAAAAGUAGGAUCAGGUAGGUAGUCUGAAGUGA